AUGGAUAGCCAUAUCGCGAGAGUAGAUAUUGCUGAUUAUGAAUGGGAGCCGACAAGGGCCAGAUUGAGAGCACCAGAGUCGGUCAACGAAACCCGCCGCCAAGCAAAAUUCAAAUUUCAUUUGAAUCCAAAGCUACAGGCCGCCGCGGAAGAUGGAGACGUGGACAAGUUCAUCGAAGCCCUCAAAGCAUAUUCCCACAAAGUGGGUGUCUGCUUGUCCAACAUUUUAAUGACGGCCGACAUCCUCCAAGCCCUCCUCGAGGUCAUCCAUGACAACCAGCUCGCCACUAAGGUGAACUACCAAGGGGACACUGCACUACACGUUGCGGCAAGAAAGGGCAGAAUCCGCACGGCCAAGCUCCUACUUAGGUACGACGGCAGUAUUCUAGACAUGGAAAACUACACAGGAAACACGGCAUUGCAUGAGGCUGUGAAGAACAGUUGCCACGACUUGACCCGCCUGCUCCUGCGCCAGGGCUCGAAAUCGGUGUAUAAAAAGAACAAGGGGGGCAAGUGCCCGCUGUACUUGGCAGUAGAGAUGGGGGACUUGGAUGGUCUCAAGUAUUUGAUGGAAAAUGUGGUAGGGCAGGUUAUUCCCUCCCAGAAUGAAGGCAUGUCGCCGGUUCACGGAGCCGUGAUUCACAAAAAGAUAGUUAUGCUGAAAGAGAUGUCAGAGCAGAAUGAAGAUCUGUUUAAUUUAAAAGAUGCUGGAGGUGGUACUCCCCUCCAUCUGGCAACAUUAAUGGAUUACGUUGAGGGAGUCAAUUUCUUGGUCGACAAGUUUGCUUGGAGCGCCUUUGAGUUUGACAAUGAGGGCUAUCUUCCGAUCCAUGUUGCAUGUAAGAUGGGUCAUCUCAAAACAAUGAGAAAGCUACUUCAACAUUGGCCAAAUCCGGAAGAGUUGCUAGAUCGCAAGGAAGGGCAAAAUAUACUUCACAUUGCGGCAAAGUAUGGAAAGGUUGACGUAGUGGAUCACACACUCGCAGAGCCCAAGCUUGAGAAGCUUAUAAAUGCAAAAGACACAGAAGGAAAUACGCCUCUACAUGUGGCCACAUUGCAGUUGCAAUACAUCGUUCUUUCGCGUCUUGUUUUUCACGGUAAAGUUGAUCUUAAGCUCAUAAACGACAACAACUUGACGGCUCGAGAUAUUGCGGAUGAGCAACCAAACCUAUUUGGUCGACGACCUGAGACUGAAGGGCAUGGCCGAAACCCGUAUGCUCGUGGCGACACUCAUUCUGCUGCGACAUUUGCUGCUGGAUUUUCCGUUCCUGGAGGAUAUAAUGGCCCUGGAUCAGAUGCAGGAUAUGCUACACUGUUGAAUAAACCCAUGUACGACGUCUUCGUGAUCUGCAACACCAUCAGCUUGUACAGCUCAUUAAUUGCCAUAAUUGCCGUAGCAAUCCUUCAUUGGGCGGAGAGUGACGCGGUUCGUGUCCUUAAAUUUUCAAGGCCACCAGUGGUCACAGCUCUUAGCACAAUGACUCUGGCCUUCAUGGCGGGUGUCUAUGUGACCGUAAGCAAACGUAUUUGGAUCGCCAUUGUUGCCUUGAUCGCUGGAAGCACUGCCCUCUUCGUUAUCUUGGGUCUUCACAUUGCCCUUACCGGCUCCAAGGUGAACAAACAUGUUUGUAUCUACUUCUCCUUCUUGUCGCAGUUGGAUAUACACUUGUCAGGUUCCUCUCGCUUGAAAUGUAUGGCACAAAUUGCAUGA
Molecule: messenger RNA, 1710 nt
Organism: Eucalyptus grandis
Lineage: Eukaryota; Viridiplantae; Streptophyta; Magnoliopsida; Myrtales; Myrtaceae
Product: ankyrin-1-like
Exons: 4
Coding region: 1-1710 (569 amino acids)
Cellular component (GO): plasma membrane
Molecular function (GO): protein phosphatase 1 binding; protein phosphatase regulator activity
Source: RefSeq, a predicted model, not a curated record